Molecule: messenger RNA, 1407 nt
Organism: Nanorana parkeri
Lineage: Eukaryota; Metazoa; Chordata; Amphibia; Anura; Dicroglossidae
Gene: RSL1D1
Product: ribosomal L1 domain containing 1
Exons: 11
Cellular component (GO): 90S preribosome
Source: RefSeq, a predicted model, not a curated record
AUGCUUGCCACUGCCGGACCCGACCGCAUCCACAUGCCACACCUCCUCCCCCUUGCUGCUGCCAGACCUGCCCGCCGCACGCGCAUUGCCCACAUCCACGAUCAGCACAGGGACGCGGAGAGAAGUUGGAGCAGGAUUUCUGUGAGUGAGGUGGGUAUGGUUGUUAAUGUUUCUGGGAUAGGAACUAGCUAUUUCCAUUUUUGCUUUGUGCGCAUGCUUGUCAAGUGCAGCAGUUACUUAAUGCCCAGUGGUGCACGUGCAGAGAUCAAGAUGGAGGAACGUCGCGGUUAUGGCAUGGAUAUCGAGCAGCUCCCAAUUAUGAUGUUCCACCAUGUAAAUCAUGUAGAGAUCCUCACUCACCAUAAAGUAGGACCGUUUUUUCAGGGCGGUCAAACCGCAUGUGUGGCAGUAUCCUGCGAUCUUCCUCCUUUUUGUCCUCUUAUUCUUCCCUCACCAGCUGAAAGUCUGCAGGCCCUUCUUGUUACCAAAGCUGUUCAAUCCCUUCUUGCAUAUCAAAAAACUAAAGAGAAUGUCAACAAACUACCUUUAAAGGAACAAGAUUGGGUGUCUUUAAUGGUAACUGUGUGGAGAAUUCCAAAUCGCGUACAGACCAUCAGAAUCCCUCUCCCUCAUGGUAUAAGGCCUGAUGCAUGUGAAGUUUGCCUUUUCACCAGAGAUGAGCCAAAUAUGACAAGUGAACAGACAGAAACUUUCUACAAAAAAAUGCUUGCACAGCAUGGCAUCACACAGAUAACCAAGGUCAUUCCCCUUAAAAAAAUGAAAAAAGAAUACAAACCAUAUGAAGCCAAGCGACGUUUACUUGGCAGCUUUGACUUGUUCCUUGCUGAUGCGAGAAUCCGUAGACUUCUGCCAUCCCAUAUUGGUAAACAUUUCUACAAGGAAAAGAGAGAGCCUCAGUCUGUGAAUUUGAAGGCUAAACACUUAGCUUCUGAACUGAAUCGGUUCAUCCAGGGAACUCAACUUCAUAUUACUAACAGAGGAUGUUGCUACACAAUACGUGUGGGUCACACAGGAAUCAAAGUGGAAGAUAUUGUUGAAAACACUCUAGCUGUUGCCAAAAUACUAGCGGAGAAGCUGCCAAUGAAAAGGAAAAACAUUAAGGUUCUUCACAUGAAAACACAGACAUCUGUGGCUCUGCCCCUCUACAAUUCCCCUACUGACAAUUUGAAAAAUCUACAACUAAUUCAGACUAUGGACCGUAAUGGUACUCGGCAGGGUUGUCCGCUGUCGCCCACUCUCUUCGCCCUGGCCAUGGAACCCAUAGCUGAAGCACUACGAAUAUCCCACUUUAUUAAGGGGCUUCGAAUUGGCCGGCUGGAGGAGAGGGUGGCGCUAUAUGCGGACGGCCUGCUCUUGUUCCUCAAUGAUCCGGGGCCCUCAUUGCAG